Molecule: messenger RNA, 766 nt
Organism: Schistocerca serialis cubense
Lineage: Eukaryota; Metazoa; Arthropoda; Insecta; Orthoptera; Acrididae
Exons: 2
Coding region: 52-396 (114 amino acids)
Source: RefSeq, a predicted model, not a curated record
UCUCGCGAGUGCGUUGGUUCUGUGGAACUAGAACUCUGUUGCACGAGAGCUAUGUCGGCGCUGAGGAAAUUAAUUUCGGGCUCCAGCAAAGCCGGCGCGUGCGGGAGGCACAUUCUGGAGUUCGCGUCACACGACGAAGCUGCCCUGUGUAGGCAGGUACACGCGUCCCCCGCGCUGCAGAAGUCUCCGGACGCGGCGGCCAUGUCGCGGCAGCCGGGCAGGGCCGGCCUCCGGACUUCGCUGCCGCUGACCAAGCCCAUUGCGGACCGCUCCGCCGCCCCGCCUCCGGAGCGUCCGCAGAUACGCAUCGAUCCCAGCCUCCUAAAUCUGCAGGAGACGACCGGCCAGCAUUCGAGGAAUCGUCCCGAUAGAGCAAACAAUCAGUCCAAGGAUUAAAGGGAUAAAUGAACAACUUUUAUAGACCUCUAUGUGUAUACGUGUAUGUGACGUACACAGUAUAGUACAAAACCAAAGACCUACAGCACCACGGUCCCACUGAAGAAGAAUCUGGAGGAGACAAAGAUUAUGCUGCAUCCGAGCUGCUGUUGAUACCCGAAGACGUCUUCCUUCCUCCAUUGCUAUAACGAUAAAAACUAGCAGAAACCUAUAUCUGCCAUAGUAGAUUAUGUCUAUCAUUAGAGUUGUACAUAGAAAUAUGGCAUAGCCGGUUGAAGCUGUAUAAAUUUAUUACGGAAGUUGAAAUAGAUUGUAAACUUAUAGAUUUCAUAAAGACUACUGAAAUUUAUGUGUCGCCAAAGUAAUAAAC